AUGACAGCUCAGAAACCGGGUUACGAGCCGUGUAGUCAAGAGAAUAUUUUUAGUAGUAUGAGUGAAGAAGGGAGUGAGAUCGAUAUAGACGAGAUCGAAACUUUUGUUGUGGGAGAAUAUAACUUUUCUGUUUGCCCGAUAUGUUUGGAACACUUUACUAUACACAACCCUGCCAUUAUUGUGCAUUGCGAGCAUGGCUUCCAUUUGCAGUGCCUGGAGUCUUGGCGGCAGCGGUCAGCAGUGUGCCCUGUCUGUCUGCAGCCUCUAGAUGGGGAUGAAGGCCGCUUAAUGGAGGCCCGAGACACUCGGCGACGGAGACGCUUUCGUGGGGUUUUCUCAUCUGAGGACACUCAGAUCCUAGGUGCGCACAACAAAGUCUAUGAGGGUGUAGAUACAGGUGAUAGUGGUGACCAUAGCGGAACAUGUAAGGGGGCUGAUGAUUCUACCUCUUUCGUGUGUAAUUCAGGGACCAUAGAAGAAAGAGAACCGCUAGCGCAGCAUGUGAGUAGAUUUAGACUCUGGAAAUGGCUUUCCGAUUGGUGUUCACGCGUUUAAAGUGGGGUUUUCUGCUAGUUUGCUUUUGCUUAUAUAAGAAUCAUCCUGUGCCGCACAGGCUUGUUACUAUAUAUAUAUUCCCAUCAGUUGUACCGCUCCCAAAUCGGUUCAACAGCUUAUUCUUCACUUUCUACAGGAUGUUUAUCUCUAUAAUGGAUAUUAAAAUAUAUGUAACAGUUUUUUAGUAUGUUUUUUUAUAGGAACUUGAAAUAGGAUCUUACACUCAACUUUAUAUAUGAUCUUGCCAAGAAAGUUUUUUUUUAAAAAUUAAUUGCUGAGCCACUACUUUAGUCUUGCUAUAAUUAUUUUAUAUCAAUAUUAUAAUUUUCAUGUUUUUUUUAUUAGUCUUCAAACAGGAACUACACUACAAGCUGGGGAAUUUUACAAAGGUGUUGUGAAAUACUCUAAAUGGUGCCUUUAUGAUUGCACUUACUGUAUUACUUGAUGAUACUGGUGGUUGUUCUUUUUCUAAUAUGUAAUUCUGCUGUUUUAUUUGGAUAUAUUGUCACACAUGAUAGCUGGAUUUUGUGUCGCACAUUGGAGAUAGGUGCAUGAAGUACACUAUUUUUUUUCUUCUAUGACCCAUGCAAUUAAUUGUUCUUGGAUAGUGUUUCAUGCAUCGCUUUAGAUUCCGAAAGCGUGUCCAUUAGAUUCAAACCAAAGUGAUUCUUGGCGACUGAUUUUACUCGGUUUAUUUAAAUAUUCACAAUGCUAGAGUAUGACUGAAGUGUAACCAUUGUAGAGUGCGGUGCCGUUUGAGUAAGUGUUGCUUCCGUGUUACCGAACGUGUGUCUUAGGGGAUGAUAUCCUUAUGACGUAGCCCAUUUCAUGCAUUUGCUGGCUUUGUGAUUUUUUCCAUGAACAAAAUUGUAUACCUUGAAAGAAAUGAUGAUGUUAUUGCUCCGGCAUGAAUCCCGGUUAUGAUUACAUCGUGUGGCAACAAGAAAAAGGCACUAUUUAAGCAUAACAGUCCCAAUUAGUCCAGCAACAGCAAAAACCGAUUCAUUUCUUCCCUCUUCCCCAUUUUGUUUAUCUUUAUGCAUUUUUUGUGUCUUUGACUUUUCUUUGCUUCCCUCUCUAAUGGGUUAAAACGAUGA
Molecule: messenger RNA, 1652 nt
Organism: Phytomonas sp. EM1
Lineage: Eukaryota; Euglenozoa; Kinetoplastea; Trypanosomatida; Trypanosomatidae
Source: the annotation of a GenBank genome assembly